This is a messenger RNA of Lolium perenne, 2550 nucleotides long. Its product is annotated as BTB/POZ domain-containing protein At5g47800. Lineage: Eukaryota; Viridiplantae; Streptophyta; Magnoliopsida; Poales; Poaceae. The record is from RefSeq and is a predicted model, not a curated record.
CACUAUCCUCCGAUCCGCCGAGCAGUGGGGACAACAAGAUCCUGGACCCUCCCCCUCUCUCUCUUUCCACCACGCGGCCGCGCUCUCUCCCUUAAUUUCUCUCUCUUUAUUUCGCCGCUCACACUCAAUAAGUAGAGAAUCUUUAGCGUAGGAUAUCUCUUGAUUGUCAGCAUCGAUCCCCUUCCUUCCUUCCUCCAUAUAAAUCUUCCUCAACUCGAUCAUGGAGGCCUGAGACCUGCACCCAUCUCAUACUGCAACACAACAAUCCCCUCCACAGAACCCUCUCUCGCCCAAAGAAGAAGAAGAGGCUUCGAGGAAGAAGACGAAGAAGGAGAGCCUCCAAGCCGCGCGUCCCCUUCAACGUCCCGAGCAAAAUUUCUGGAUCUUUGAGGAGCUGCAUGCACCCUGCCGGGGCUCCUAAUUAAGUCAACAUCGAUCUCACACGAGUUAAUCAGCGGGUUUAUUCUGAAUCUGCGUCGCAGUCGAGGGAAAGUUUGCAACUACUAUUCACUCAGAAAAGGGAGGACAACAAAAGGAGAGGAGGAGGAAGAGCAGGCUAGCAACAAGCCAUGCAUACAUGUAUGAUGGGCCCUUGAGCUUGUGGUGGUGCCUGAUCAGUUUGAUGUUUGUUCAGUAAUCGACCCAGAGGAUAGCAGAUCAACAAGUCCUUGACAAUGAAGUACAUGAAGCUUGGGACGAAACCUGACACAUUCUACACCGAACAGGCCGUCAGGGUUUACUUGUGGCAUGACAGGUCAGUAGCGUCAGACAUACCUGCUGAUCUUAUCAUACAUGUCAACAAUACGAAGUAUCAGCUACACAAGUUCCCCCUCCUCCUCAAGUGCGGUCUCCUGCAGCGCCUCUGCUCCGACACCGACGACGGCGAGCCGGUGCCAGUGGCGCUCCACGACAUCCCUGGCGGCGAGGAGGCGUUCGAGCUCUGUGCUAAGUUCUGCUACGGCAUCGCCAUCAGCAUCAGCGCCAGCAACUUCGUGCCAGCGAUGCUGGCGGCCCGGUUCCUCCGCAUGACGGAGCACGUUGCCAAGGGGAACCUCGUUGCUAAGCUCGAGACCUUCUUCGACUCCUGCGUCCUCCAGGGCUGGAAGGACUCCAUCACCGCCCUCCAGGCGGCAUGGCGGAUUUCCGGCUGGUCUGAGAGCCGCAUCGUCCAGCCGUGCAUCGACUCCAUUGUUGAGAAGAUCCUCCUCCCAACUUCAAAGGUUUCGUGGUCGUACACAUACACGCGGCCGGGAUACACUAAGAAGCCCCACCAGUCGGUGCCCAAGGACUGGUGGACGGAGGAUAUCUCGGAGCUGGACAUCGAGGUGUUCCGGUCGGUCGUCUCCACCGUGCGCGCCGCGCGCAUGCUCCCACCGCCCCUCAUCGGCGAGGCGCUGCACGUCUACGCAUGCAAGCACCUCCCGGACCCGCUAUACUGCGCCAGCGCUCCCGGCGUCAAUGGCCAGGCGCAGAGCUCCUCGAUGGCGGCAGACGCCGAGGAGACGAUCGCGAAGCAGAGGCGCGUGCUGGAGACCGUCGUCACCAUGAUCCCCAGUGACGCGGGGUCGGUCACUGGACGGUUCCUUCUCCGGCUGUUGCGUGUCGCGAACUACGUCGGCGCGUCGUCGUCCACGCGCGCGCAGCUGAUCCGACAGGCCGGGUCCCAGCUCGACGAGGCCAAGGCGGUGGACCUGCUCAUCCCCCUGCCGUCGGACACGCAGGCGUACGACGUCGGCGCGGCGGAGGCCGUGCUGGAGCACUUCCUGGCGCAGUUCCAGCGGCCGGCGGCGGCCGACGAGCGCCGGCGGAUGAGCGUCGCCAUGGAGAAGGUGGUCAGGAUCUUCGACGAGUAUCUGCAGACGAUAGCUCUCGACGGAGAGUUCCCCAUCGGCAAGUUCAUCGACCUAGCCGAGUGCUUGCCGGACAUCGCCCGGAACGACCACGACGGCCUCUACCACGCCAUCGACACCUACCUCAAGGAACACCCGGACCUGAGCAAGGCGGACAAGAAGCGGCUGUGCCGACUGAUCGACUGCCGGAAGCUAUCGCCGGACGUGCGGGCGCAGGCGAUAUCCAACGACCGGAUGCCACUGCGCACGAUCGUGCAGCUCCUCUUUGUCGAGCAGGAGAGAACGGUCGGCGCGGGCGGCAGCCAUGCCGUCGCGCCACCGAGCCGUGCUUCCGUGCACGCAGUCUCCGGUCUCACGGCCAUAGACAGAGAGGACGAACCGGCGCCCACUGACCACAAGUCGGACGUGCACCGGCCCCGACGGGGCGCCCAUGCGGAGCGCGCGCAAGGUGAAGCGGCUGCAAUGACGAGGUCGCUGUCCGCGUCGACGAAGACGGUGGCGAGGACAGAGAGGACAGCAGAGGAGAGGGGGAGCAGGCUGAGGAACAAUUGAAGUGUAAAUGCAAGGAGCUUUAAGAAUUGAUGACCAGGGAUGAGAUCCGGAUGAGUGCACAUGGGACAUGCUAAUUUCUUGCUUCUGAUCCCGGCUCAUCCUUCCCAAUUUGUUGAUAUACUUGUGAUUCUUGAUCAUUUUUUUCUCA